AUGGUAUUUUCCUUCUGGACUCUCCUAGCAGGAGGAGGUGUUCCGUCUUUUGAUCAAGAGGAUUUGCGACUGGGUCAUUUUGUCCACCUUCGAUCGAAGAAACAAAAACUUACCUGGAUCAAAACCCUGAACCGAACUCUUAUUGUGGACAUACUUUCAAUUGGAAGCCAAAGCCGCAAAGAGCUACAGAGAACGCAAAUUAAUACAUUUGGAACCCACAAAACUGUGCGUAAUUUCUUUGUGGCAGAUGAAUUUGUUGACAAAGACCCAAAGUGUAACCAAGCCUUAGACGUCGAAGACACAUUUAAGAUUAGCAACUUUUGUGUUCAAAAGGAGUGGAAGGAGGAGAAUCAGUGGCUGAUGCGGCUAAUGACGCGUCACUAUAUCACUCGCGAGAGACUAGAGGAAAAUUCAAAUCCAGUUGGGUGGAUGUGUGCCCAGGCGAGACCUUUAUUUAGUUUAUUCGAGAUACAAAAGCGAUACAAGCGGGAGCCUCUGCCGGAUUAUUUGAUUGUGAUUGACGACGAUAGCUACUUCAAUAUGAACAAGUUUCAAAAACACUUUACGCUUGAAGGCUCCUCACGGCCAAGAGCAAUUGCUGGUUGCCGUAUCAAGUAUCACCUUACAUUUAGCGGUCCAUAUGGUGGUUUUGGACUCAUCUUGAGUCGCGCAAUGCUCAAAGAUUUGAUGGAGCCAAUCGAUUGCUCAACAAAUUAUACUACCGAUAGCAUAUGUGGUCGUAUUGAAAUGGAUCGAAUCGGGGAGUAUGGUGUAUUUCGAGAUAUGAUAUCUGGCAGCCUCGUAGAAUUGAUGAAGAGAUAUGCUGAGCUUUCAGCUUUUCGAGACCACAAGAAGUGGACGACCGGAUAUUGCCUCCACAGUGAUUGGGCGACAGGAUACUUGAUUUCUCUCUACGGUCGAGCUCUUGGGACGUACAAUUCGCACCCAAGAAUGCGUUCGGUAUUCAAUAUGAGAUUCAAUUUCGACAAAUCACCUUCAAACAUAUGCCGUUUUGAGCGAGAAAAAUGCACACCAAAAGCCGAAGCUUGUCACUAUGUUCAACGUGGUAUUAUGUCAUCAAUCUUUCAUGAGCAAAUGAAUCAAACACCAAAUGAAUUCGGCCAGUCACCAAUCGUUAUCAGGUUGAGAGAUGGUGAUUAA
This is a messenger RNA of Cylindrotheca closterium, 1161 nucleotides long. The record is from the annotation of a GenBank genome assembly. NCBI's taxonomy places the organism in Eukaryota, Bacillariophyta, Bacillariophyceae, Bacillariales, Bacillariaceae.